AUGAGCGCCACUCAGUCCCCCUUGUUCCGUCAUCGCCAACUCGCACCAUCCGCCUCCGUCCGCGUAUCCCCACUAUGCCUCGGUACCAUGACCUUCGGCAACGUCCAGCAAGCCCGCUACGGCGACUGCACCCGCGAAGACGCCUUCGAGAUACUCGACUAUUUCGUCAGCCAAGGGGGCAAUUUCAUCGACACGGCCAGCGGCUACCAAGCAGGCCAAUCCGAGAUUCUGCUUGGUGAAUGGAUGACUGCCCGCGAUAACCGAGACGAGAUUGUUCUCGCCACCAAAUACACAAUAGGCUAUAUGGGUCACCAUAAGGACAAGAUCCAGUCGAAUUACGGAGGAACAGGCGCCAAGUCCAUGAAAGUCAGCGUGGAACACUCGUUGCGCAAGCUCCAAACUACCUAUAUUGACUUGCUCUACGUGCAUUUGUGGGAUUAUACGACCUCGAUCCCGGAGUUGAUGCACGCGCUCGAUGAUCUAGUGAAGGCGGGGAAGGUCGUGUAUUUGGGUAUUUCGGAUACCCCGGCGUGGGUUGUCUCCAAGGCGAAUCAAUAUGCUCGUGAUCAUGGAAUGCGGCAGUUUGCGGUGUAUCAGGGGAUGUGGAAUGCUGGGAUGAGGGAUUUUGAGAGGGAGAUUAUUCCUAUGUGUCGGGAUGAAGGGAUGGCGUUGUGUCCGUAUGGAGUGUUGAAUCAGGGGCGGUUUCGCACCGAGGCCGGGUUUAAGGAGCGUGAGGAGGAUAAUCCGGGGAGGAAUUUUAUUCCUACUUCGGAACAUGAUAGGCGGGUGUCGAAGGUGUUGGAGGAUGUUGCGGGUACAAAAGGGGUUGAUUUGCUUCAUGUUGCGUUGGCGUAUGUGAUGCAUAAGGCGCCUUAUGUGUUUCCUAUUGUGGGUGGGAGGAAGGUGGAGCAUCUCAAGGGGAGUAUUGAGGGUUUGAAGGUUGCGUUGACUGAUGCGGAGAUGGUGAAGAUUGAAGAGGCAUAUGGGUUCGAUUAUGGCUUUCCUCAUACCUUUCUUAGUGGGUCGUUGUUUGAUAAUAGCACCCCGAGAAUGGCCAAUGGGCCUGGUGAUGUGUGGUGGACCAAGCAUCUGGGGACUUUUGAUUGGGUCUCUCCGCUGGCGCCGCUUAAGCCAGCUGUUGAGGAUUCUGGUAAUUGA
Molecule: messenger RNA, 1158 nt
Organism: Aspergillus sclerotioniger CBS 115572
Lineage: Eukaryota; Fungi; Ascomycota; Eurotiomycetes; Eurotiales; Aspergillaceae
Product: aldo/keto reductase
Exons: 1
Coding region: 1-1158 (385 amino acids)
Source: RefSeq, a predicted model, not a curated record